UGAAAUUGGAAGGCCAACCCACCGAGCUGAAACCGAAACCGCGAGAUUAACUGACAGCAAAAUCCACUAAGACCAGAGCGAGAGAAAAGGCAAAGACGAAGACGGAGACGAAGGGCUGCUAAUGGCGAUGUACGUGGACGAAGAGGAAGUGUGGAAGUGCCCGAAGCACACGUCCAAGCGCCGCCGGAGCGGAAUCUGCCCCACCUGCCUCAAGGAGCGACUCAACAGCCUCUGCCCUGACUGCGCCAACCUCCGCCCCUGCGGCUGCUGCGCCUCCACAACCACGUCUUCCUCCUCCUCCUCUUCUUCCUCCUUCUCCCGGUUCUUCUCCGGCGGCGGCGAUAACGGCAGCGCCGGAUCCGUCGGCCGCGUCUCGAACCUCAUCGAGUCCGAGCCUUCGUUCCGGCGCUCUCGCUCGGUCGCGGUCUCCUUGUUCCGGUCGCGCUCGAGGUACGCCAACGACCUCGGUGCCGGGCACCAGGGGAACGGGGAAAGGGGCUCGCCGGGAAGCAGGGGCAGCAGGACGGCGUCGUUUUGGGGGAUGUUCAGGAGAGACAAGAGCAGACGAUCGGGGGGCGGAUUCGAGGAGACGGUGUCCUGUAACGGGGAGGAGAUCAGGAGAACGGAGGACAAGGGAGGGGCCGACGUCGCGGCGGCCUCGAAGGCGGCGGAGGAUCAGUCCCGGAUGAUGAGGAAGUCGAGGUCGGUGGCGGUGACGUCGAAUUACGGUGGCGGCGACCUGAGAUCGGCAGGCGGCGGGAAAGGCCGGGGCUGGUACUUUCCGAGCCCAAUCAAGGCCUUCCGGCAGUCUAAGGUGUCGAAGGCGGCGGUCGCGCAGGAACGGUCGCCACUGUACAGAGGUUGAAUUGAAUUUUCUCCAUUUGCGUGUAUUUUUAUUUUUCUUCAAUUAGCAUGAAAAGAAAAUAAAAAAAGGGAGCCAAAAUAACAAUUUUUUCUUUUCUUCUUUCCAUUUUCCCUAUUUUCCUUUUCUCCAUAAUUAGAUACUAGAUAGAUUUUAACAUUAUACAUUCUAUUUUCCUUUUGUUACCGUAGUAAUAAUGCGAUGCUCUAAAUAUUUUUCCGCAUUUUUUGCAAUCUGUCCCGGCAAUGUUUCGAAUGUGUACUUCUAUUCGUCGGUA
Punica granatum (pomegranate) is the source of this 1139-nucleotide messenger RNA. NCBI's taxonomy places the organism in Eukaryota, Viridiplantae, Streptophyta, Magnoliopsida, Myrtales, Lythraceae. The record is from RefSeq and is a predicted model, not a curated record.